Messenger RNA from Gymnodraco acuticeps, 4314 nucleotides. RefSeq names its product aminoadipate-semialdehyde synthase (gene aass). The record is from RefSeq and is a predicted model, not a curated record. Lineage: Eukaryota; Metazoa; Chordata; Actinopteri; Perciformes; Bathydraconidae. Gene Ontology annotation, cellular component: cytoplasm. Gene Ontology annotation, molecular function: saccharopine dehydrogenase activity.
UACUACUUGAGGGCGGGUGCCGUGGUGCAGGAGGAUCUUUCCGAGGCGUCUCUGAUCAUCGGGGUGAAACGACCCCCCGAGGAGAAAAUUAUCCCCAGGAAGACGUACGCUUUCUUCUCCCACACCAUCAAAGCUCAGGAGGCCAACAUGGGGCUGCUGGAGGACCUGCUGAGCAAGGAGGUUCGUCUGAUCGACUACGAGAAGAUGGUCGAUGCUAACGGUUUCCGGAUCGUAGCGUUCGGUCAGUGGGCCGGCGUGGCAGGAAUGAUAAACAUUUUGCACGGUUUGGGGCUUCGUUUCCUGGCUCUCGGGCACCACACUCCCUUCCUGCACAUCGGCAUGGCUCAUAACUACAGGAGCGUCAGCCAGGCCAUUCAGGCAGUGAGGGAUUGUGGGUAUGAGAUCUCCAUGGGGCUCAUGCCCAAAUCCAUCGGGCCCGUCACGUUUUGUUUCACCGGAACCGGAAACGUCUCUAAGGGAGCCCAGGACAUCCUUAACGAGCUUCCUGUUGAAUACGUUGAGCCUCACGAGUUGAAGGACGUCUCGGAAAUUGGAGAAAUGUCCCGAGUGUACGCCACCGUGCUGAGUCGCCAUCACCACCUGAUGAGGAAGAGCGACGGCUUAUACGACCCCAUGGAGUACGAGGACCACCCGGAGCUUUACACCUCGCACUUCAGGACCAGCGUGGCGCCCUACACCACCUGCCUGAUUAACGGUGUUUACUGGGACCCCCACACCCCCCGCCUCCUCAGAAGAAUCGAUGCCCAGAAGUUGAUCAAACCUCUGAAGAAGUCGCCUCUGGCCACAGAGGGAGCUCCACACCUGCCGCACAAACUUCUGGCCAUCUGCGAUAUCUCCGCUGACACCGGGGGAUCCAUAGGCUUCAUGAGCGAGUGCACCACCAUCGAUAAACCCUUCUGUAUGUACGACGCCGACCAGCACGUGGACCACGACAGUGUGGAGGGUAACGGGAUCCUGAUGUGCUCCAUCGAUAACCUCCCCGCUCAGCUUCCCAUCGGAGCCACGGAUUAUUUCGGAGACCGGCUCUUCCCGUACCUCUGGGAGAUGCUGCCGUCAGACGCCAGCCGCCCGCUGGACGAGGAAGACUUCAGCCCGCAAGUCAGAGACGCCGUCAUCACCUCAAACGGAGUCCUCACCCCAAAGUUUGAAUACAUCAACAAACUACGAGAGCGGAGAGAGAAGGCUCAGAUCAUGAAGAAGACAGGGAUGAGACGCGUUCUGCUGCUCGGGUCGGGGUACGUCUCCGGACCCGUGGUGGAGUAUCUGACCCGAGACAAGACCACUCAGGUCACUGUGGCGUCGAUGAUGCUGCGGCAGGCGGAGGAGCUGGCGGAGAAAUAUCCCAACACCAUCCCCGUGAUGCUGGACGCAGGCAGUCAGGAGGGACACCUGGACUCUCUGGUGAAGGACCACGACCUGGUCAUCAGCAUGCUGCCCUACUCUCUCCACCCUCUGAUAGCCAAACACUGCAUCAGGAGGAAGGUGAACAUGGUGACAGCGAGCUACCUGAGCCCCGCCAUGAAGGAGCUGCAGAGCAGUGCGGAGGAGGCGGGCAUCACCAUCGUGAACGAGAUGGGUCUGGACCCCGGCAUCGAUCACAUGUUGGCCAUGGAGUGUAUCGACAAGGCCAAAGCUGACGGCUGCACGGUGGAGUCGUACAGCUCGUUCUGCGGAGGUCUUCCUGCUCCCGAGUGUUCGGACAAUCCUCUCCGUUACAAGUUCAGCUGGAGUCCGUACGGAGUCCUUCUGAACACCAUCAGCCCCGCCAUCUUCCUACAGGACAACCAGGUGGUGGAGAUCCCGGCCGGCGGCUCUCUGAUGGAGUCCAGCACCUCCAAGGAUUUCUUCCCGGGGUUCAACCUGGAGGGAUUCCCCAACCGAGACAGCACCAUAUACUCCGAGUCGUACGGAAUCCAGAGCGCACACACACUGAUCAGAGGAACACUGCGCUUCAAGGGCUUCACGAAGGCCAUGACUGGCUUUGUGAAGUUGGGUCUGAUCAACAGUGAGCCGUGUCCCGCGCUGCUGCCCACCUCGCCCCCUGUUUCCUGGAAAGAGCUGCUCUGUAAGCAGAUGGGUUUGUCCUCUUCUGUCUCUGACGAAGCCUUCGAGGAAGCCGUGUACGAACGCAUCGGGAAAGACGACUUCGCCAUGGAAACCCUGAGAUGGUUUGGGAUGCUGAGCGAAGAGUCGGUGCUUCACGCCGACAGUGUGCUGGCCGCGCUCGCAAAGCAUCUGGAAGGGAAACUCUCCUUUGCUGAGGGCGAGCGGGAUAUGAUCAUCAUGAGGAACGACGUGGGGCUCCGCCACCCGACCGGAGAGCUGGAGACCAAACACAUCAGCCUGGUGGUGUACGGGACCCCCAACGGGUUCUCCGCCAUGGCCAAGACCGUCGGAUACCCAGCAGCCAUUGCAGCUCGCAUGGUCCUUGAUGGUGAAAUCACUACAAAGGGUCUCGUGGUUCCGAUGUCGAAGGAAAUCUACGAGCCGGCCCUGGCCCGACUGAAGGAGGAAGGACUUCACUUCAUGUCUAAGAGCGACCUGCAGGAGUAGAUCCAGAACACAUCCAGAGAAAACGCAUUAGAUCCACAUGCUACCAGCUGCCUUUCCACCAACUUCAUCCAAACUGGAUCUCCUGACAGACUCCUGUUUAAAAUUGGAUUUAUAACUCACCUGUCAGGCGCUAACAAAAUAAAUGAAUAAUCGCAGAGUUUUUAUGGGAAUAUUUGAACGGUUAAAAGGAGAAAAAGGGUUUAAACUCCCUGAAGUUCUUAUUUAUUGUGUUGAAUUUCAAUUUUAGGGACAUUUAGAUUUGAAGUCAAAAAGCUCAUUAAAGGGAAGCAGGGCUCGGCUGUAUCAUACAAUAAAAGCUCUUCUGUGAAGAUCUGUGAAAGGUUGACUAAUCAAACACUAUGUUAGGCGUUAAAAAGCAAUAAGUAACACUUUCAUCAGGUGAAACUGCCUUGAAUCAUAAAUCUGUCUCUUUGAAGUGUUGGAUAUCCUUUUAGACGCUGAACUGUUCCAUGUCUUAAACCGUCCUUAUUUCCCCUCCAUGGUUUCAAACAGCAUCUGCUUUAAUUAAAGAUCCAUUCAAACGUAGCUCAAUACUGCACUGACCUUCUAACUGUGAUGCAUUUCAAAAAUAAGUGUCACACUCUGGACACAAGUGAUAGAAAUGAAACCGUCCAACAUAACAGAAUAGGAUUUAGCCUCAGAUGUCCACUAUACUAAAUACCAAAGAAGCUGAGAGCAGCUGCUAGUGAUUAUUUCCAGCUUGUUUUGUACGGGAUCACGAGUCAAUAGUGUUUAUUUUGUUCUGCUCAUGUUUGAAAUAUAUAUAGAUAAUACUAGUUUAGCUUUACGGAAGAGGAUUAUGGCCACAUUAUGUUCUGAGCAAAAAGUCAUUGCGAGAAAAAUGUUGUUUUUUUCCCAGAAAAUCGCAUAAUUUACGUUUUUUUGUCUCGGAAUUAUGACUUUUUUUCGCAAAACUCAAAGAGAUUCCCUUUUUAAACAGAUGUCAAAAGAAAACUCACAUGUUGCCCUAAUCCUCUUACGUAAACACUUUAUUGGUAAUGAAACCCAAUAAAUUGUCAAUUCGGACUGCUUUACAAGGAAGUGUCUUAAAAUAGAGAACUUCCCUGGUGUUACAUUUGUAGAAAAAGACAUUUUAAAAUAAAAAAAACUCUCAAAAUCAAACUCACUUCACAGAUCUUGAGAUAAAUGUAUAUUAUCUUAUAAAGAGUGAUCAUCUACAGAUGUGUUUUUUAUUGAAUAUUGUAUAUGAACUCAUUUAUUGGGUAACUCUGAUCCAUACCAGCGACUAACGUAGACAUUUUGGGUUUGUUUUAAAGAGUGCUUAUUGUUUUUUUGUGGAGCUUGUGUGAAGUUUCCCCAGAGUGGAUAUGGAGUAUUUAUUGUCUACAAACUGAGCAAUAUUGUGUUGUUGGCGAUGAUGUGGUCACCUUGGUUUGUAAGAUGCUUUAAAUGGUUACAAAAACAAAGAGAUUUUAUACACACCUGAGAUGUAUUUUUUUAAAUAAUAUAUCUGACAUGUCGAUCAUAUGUGGGACUCGAGAGGGUUUCUAAAAUGCAGAUUUUAAAAAGGAGUAUGUCAGUUUAACGGUUUUACAAUUUCAGAGUAUUGCUUUAAUUCACCUCGCGGUAAAACACACUUUUAUUAUUUUUAAUAUUUCAGUUGACACUCAUGAUAAAACGCUUGUUUUGAUAGAAGAUUUUUGCUUUAUGGAAAUGUAAACAUGAAUAAAAAUAUUUCUGUGAUGUGCUUUCAUUCAA